AUGGUCCCUGAUGUCAUUGUUGCGGAAGUGAAAAGUCUACGUGUGGAAGAAAGGUUGGUCGGAUCGUAUUUGAGUAGCUUUUACGCCGUGUAUGCUUAGGUCCAAUCCAAUGUAGCUACUCCCCUACUCACCGGACCGACGUCGGGCAAAUGGAUGCACCGAGCCGCCGCCGGGGCGUAUUAAAUACAAUGGGACAAGGAGGAGCCGCCGACGGGCUGUAAUGCUGCGGCGUGCGCAGCUUGGUCUCCGGCAGGUGCUGAGUCUGAUGGCCCGGAGACCGGCUCUGCUGUGCGGGGCCGUCGUGCUCGGAGUUCUGCUCGUACUGGCGGUCAAGUUCACAUGCAGUCGUGCAAGGAACGUGGUGGCAGCAGCUCCACCGCCACUUCGCUUCUUCUCCCCUGAAUCCCCAGUCGUGGACCUCUACUUGGGUCAGCUUGAUCAGGUAGAGCGUCUCAGGAGUGUGGCUGAGGUGUCUUUUGUCUUCUUCUACGCACCGUGGUGCGCCCACUCCAUGGCCGCCAGGCAGGAAGUCCAGCUGGUCGCCAAGAAACUGGCUAAACAGGUGCAGUUUGUGGCCAUCAACUGCUGGUGGAGUCAAGGCAAGUGCAGGAGGGUCAAUCACUUCUUCAAGUAUCCCAUCAUCCACCUCUUUUACCGACAGUUCGGGCCUAUCGAGUACAAGGGUCCGUUCGUGGCGGGCUAUGUGGAAAGUUUUAUCCUCCGAGUGAUGACGCCGCUCACGUACCUCCCGUCAAGAGAUGCGGUGCUGGAAUUCCUCUCCUGUCACGAGCCCCGAGUGGUGGGCUUCUUCCAGUUUAACUCUUCACCUCAGCCGCCCGGCUACACCACAUAUCUCGCCUCUGCUCUGCAGGCCCUAAAAAGAGAUUUCCGCGGCGUGGUCCGCUUCGGGGUGGUCACCAACAGCCGGGUGGCAGAGGCCAUCUCGUUGAAAGAGGACGAAAGCGUUUAUCUCCAUAGAAGAUUUAACUCUUCGUUGGUUUUCCCUCGAUGGGAACGCAACUUCACGUCCCGUGCUGUAUGUAGCUGGGUCUUUGAGCACCACGAGAGCGUCCUGCAGUGGCUGCAGCCGCCGGGGACAAAGUCUUGGCUACUGGAACAUGAACUGACCAAAGGGGCGGCGCUAUUGCUUUUCCUGCCGCACGAUCCCCUCGUCUCCGAGCCCGACGGCCUCUUGCGGCAGGUUGCGGACGUGGCCUUACGUUAUCACUCCUGCGACGCGCGGAAGCAACGCUUGACCUCCAGCGUGCCCUGCUGCCACUCCGUGCUCGCCCCCGACUCCACCGCGUGGUGCGACGUGUGCCCGACGUCGUCGGCGCGCUGCUCGUCACGCCCUACGCUGCAGUCCACAUCCGAGCGCUUCUGCCUUCACCUUCAUUGUCGCAGCUUCGCCCUCAGCUACAGCCCGCUGAGCCAUCACAGUGCCUGCUGCGGGAAAUUCCAUCCCCAGCUUAGCAACAACUCCAAAACCAAAGAGGCGCCGUCCCGUUUGACUUCGUCCACUGUCACGUCUUCGUCCGAUGCCCUCAAGGGGCUCGGCUGUCAGACCAACAAGACGCUCAGGUUCUACGUGUUGGACAUGGAGCUCAACUGGCCGCUGGCGGUGAGGUUGGGGGCACCGGGAAAGGGAAACUCUUCCUCAUGGCGCCACCGGCAAACCGGCGCGCAGGGCGACGGCUCCUUUGCGGCCAUCGUGAACUUGAAGGACGAGGUGCAUUAUGUGCUCCAGCGCACCCCCUCCGCCACACUCACCGAGUCACUAGAGGCCUUCAUCAUGAACUUCAGCGCCCCCUACAGCCUCCUGCACAGACACUUGGUGGGCGAGGAGCCGAGAGAACACCGAGUUACGCGUCAGAACCGAUCCCAGCAGCAGCACGAUGAGCCUCCGCAGCCGCUUAUCACCGAACUGACCACGUCCUCCUUCCUGUCCUACGUCAUGGAUGUUGAAAAGGACGUACUGCUUUUCUACUACACACAAUGGUGCGGCUUCUGCUCCGUUCUCAACCACGUCCUCAUCCAGCUGGCUCGAUUGCUGCAGCGCCACAGCGGUGUCACUCUCGCCAGGGUGAAUGUUGCACGCAACGACCUCCCGUGGGAAUUUAUGGUGGAUCGUGUUCCCUCCAUUCUUUUCUUCCCACGAUACAGAAAAGAGCUGAGCGUGAAAUUUCCAGAUGAUCUUCCCAUCACUCUUCCAAACCUCCUCCGCUUCAUCCUCAAGCAUUCCGGCUCACUCCCUGACACGGACAAAUCCUCACCAACCGGCGCGGCGGACGCUUCGGGUCCCGGCAGCGCCGUCCUGCGCGCCGAGUUGGAAGCCGUCCAGCGCGAGGUACGGACGCUGCACCGCACCCGUGAGCUGCUCUCCCAGCAGCUGGCGCAACUUUGGCGUGACAACCGGCAGCUGCGUUUGGACGCUCGCGGACUGGAAGCUCAGAACGCCGAGCUGCGGCGGGAACAACGCCAUCUGGAGGAGCGACGGCGGGAGAAGAGCCGACAACUGGCCGAGGCCUUGCGGCGGCUGCGGGAGCUGGCUGACGCCUCGCAGAAUCUGCUCAACCAAAACGCGCUGCUCAGGAUGGUGCUGAGGGCCUUGAAGGAAACGGCGGAGCCCGAAGUUGUGGAGGAGGCGGAGGCGGAGGGGGAGCCUCCUGUUCCGCCGGCGGGAAGCCACUUGGCUUCCUGACCGUUGCUAUGGCAAACAGGAGCACCGGGAUGUGAAGGGAUAGAUUGGAAGUCUGACUUUUUUUCCGGGUCUUCUCAUGAUCGACGUGCCUACCAAAUUUCGUGUGGAUGAGUGAAACUGGCUUGGCGGACUGCGGUUUCAAAAUCACGGUUGUGAUAAGCAAACCAGUGGAUAAGACUUAGCACUUUGCAGACCGCCACCAAGGCCAACAUUGCACGCUUCUUUUAAACACGAACCGUCAUAUUUGAAGACGGUCAUUAUUCAUAAGGCCAUCUAACAUCACUCAGGAGAGAAAAAAAUAAUUUCUCACAUCACACGGGUACUGUAUAUUGUUUUUCCAAUUUGACAUAACUGGCCCCACAGCCCUUUUAGUGCGUCUGUUAUUGGGACAUAAUUAAGCGCAUUGAUUACGGUGAGACAAAUUUACAUUCCAAUAUGCAGUUUUUGUUCAGCAGACGCCGCCAUUUUGUGCAAUCUUAUGUCACAGGUGUCCGUCUGAUUGUGCUUCCAUUAACGCUUCUAAUUUUUACAAUCACAGCCAUCAAACGAUUUGAUAGCAGGAGAAAUAAUUUCAUACUAUUUUUUUUGUGACUUUUUUUGGAGUGGGGUGAAAUAAAACAAUGACAAAUGGCACCUUCUUGGUGGUAGGCCGUAAUUAAUGAUUCAGUAUACAGUAUUAAGUAUUGGAUUUCAGUGCCAAUGACUUCUAAGUGUCUUGAUAAUUGUACAUGACUUCAGUUUUAACACUCGAAUGGCUAUUGUGUUGCAAAGGUGAUCCAAUUGAUCUAUUUUUACACUUGAAUCACUAAACUGUCAUUUAUAUGGAACAAUCCAGGCGUACUGAGAUCCUGCAAUAGUUUGUGUGACGUAUUGAAACGUUUUUUUACGGAUUAAAAUUUGUUGCUAUCCUGCA
Molecule: messenger RNA, 3614 nt
Organism: Hippocampus zosterae (dwarf seahorse)
Lineage: Eukaryota; Metazoa; Chordata; Actinopteri; Syngnathiformes; Syngnathidae
Gene: txndc11
Product: thioredoxin domain containing 11
Exons: 13
Coding region: 221-2701 (826 amino acids)
Source: RefSeq, a predicted model, not a curated record